Sphaeroforma arctica JP610 is the source of this 1431-nucleotide messenger RNA. RefSeq lists its product as hypothetical. Bases 213 to 809 code for a protein of 198 amino acids. The record is from RefSeq and is a predicted model, not a curated record. NCBI's taxonomy places the organism in Eukaryota, Ichthyosporea, Ichthyophonida. The transcript has a single exon.
CAAAAUUUGUGAUUUUGUUUCGAGUAUAUAGUUGCUUUCUCAUAACAAAUUCGUUCAGAUCACACAAUACAUACAUUGGGUACAGACUACAGAUCAUACGCUACCUUUAAAUACGAAGCACAAAAAAAUAGCAGAAAAGUUUGUAUAAAAGUUACAAUCACAUUCAUAGCUUUAUCAUCGACGUACAAAUUGGAAAAAUAGAAGUUAGAAAUAUGAGUGUUUCAAAAUUAGCCUCGGCUCUUACAAUGACUGUUAUGCUAUUCACAGCUGUGAAUGGUAUCUCUACCCAUACUAAAGAAGAGGUGAUGUUAAGAAUCCGAGAACGCCGACAAAGUGUGGGCCCAUUGACGGAACUGAGUCCCAGCGUCUUGGAUGUUAUCCAACAGUCCGGAUGCAAGGAUUACGGUUCUAGGCAGUGGUGCGACGAUGAUAUACAGUGUUCAUGGACAGGGUACAGUUGUAUUCCCGACGCCGCUGUAGCUUUAGCCGCGGAUCAGUGGGAGCGUAUUUGUCAACAGUACGACGACCAGGAAUUAUGCGAGACACCGGAAAUGUACGGAGAGUCCUUCGGGGGCACUUACUACUGUAAGUGGUUUGGUUCCGAUGGUAACUUGCAAGGAUGUCAGCCUGACGUUCUUAACGAGGAGGUGAAUGAGUUGUGUGAUACAUAUCCAUUCCGAUCCAUGUGCCGGAAUGUGCCUUACUGCAAAUUCAUUGAAAACGGGCAGAUAUGCCGAACACGAUUUCGAUCAGAGUUGAGCGAACGAUUGGACUUCGACAAUGAUGAGGUUCCCCCAGGAGGCGAGUGAAAAGCAAAGUGAGAUAGAGUAUACAAUGGGAGUGGAAUGAAGUCGCGCAUGAUUUGUCCAAAAUGUAGUCACGCAGUGCAUGUACAGGCUGAAGUCGCGGUUGAAUCGUACUUCGCCGCUCAGAAAGCCCCCAAUAUAUCUAUAUCUAGCCAAGGCGAUAUUGCUGUCACACAUCAAGACAUUGGUUGCUGCACUCUGAUGAUGUUCUUAUGCAGUGCAACUCACACUAGUGUCUGAGGCUACACUUAUCCUAGCUGUGCUAGUAAGCUGAGCUGCAUUUUCGGCGAUGCUAGAACUGGCACAAACGUAGUCGACUGUAAAAGAUCAGCUACAAAGAUGUAGAAGGGAAAAAGGUGAUAUUUAUGAUAUAAAAAACGAAAUAAAUAGUACGAACGAAACAAUCAAGCCGGCCUGUAUUGCUUUUAUCUUGUGUACCUUGCUUUGCAAAUCUACUGCCGCACCAUCGCACAGCAGUUGGGGCGGUGUAGCCGAAAGGUAAUAGGUGCUAGAGGGUGUGGAAGUCUUUGCUUGUUCCCUGCAUAUAUUAUGGGCGCAAAUGGCCUAAACCGGGUUGCUUAAAAGUGGAAAGCGUCCGGUUAUAAGUAAAAAAUAUUUUACCCUC